This is a messenger RNA of Aspergillus campestris IBT 28561, 486 nucleotides long. Its product is annotated as EthD domain-containing protein. The transcript has 2 exons. Bases 1 to 486 code for a protein of 161 amino acids. The record is from RefSeq and is a predicted model, not a curated record. NCBI's taxonomy places the organism in Eukaryota, Fungi, Ascomycota, Eurotiomycetes, Eurotiales, Aspergillaceae. Gene Ontology annotation, molecular function: oxidoreductase activity.
AUGUCCGUCAAACAACGCCUUCUGCGCAUUGCGGUCUCGCACAAUCGCCACCCGUCCCUCAGUGAGGAGCAAUUCCAUCAAUGGGCGACCAAGGAACACUGUGCUAGAGCAGCUCGUAUUCACGCCAGGCACGGCAUUGAAGCCUAUGGAAUGCUCUUUAGUCCGGAGACCGCCAGGACCACCGUGAAGAACCUAAAUCGCACCCUGGGAGGAAGCUGGGCGGUCGAUGAACACGACGUGACUGUCGAAUUCUACCUGCAUAAUCUCGACGAGCUUACCUCCGUCCUGGAAGAUCCAGAAUUCAAGGCCCUCCAACAGGAGGAAGAACCCUACGUGAGCGGCAAGGAUAUCGUGGCCACUCUCGGCUGGGUAGAAUCAUAUGUCCAAAACGGCCGAGUGGUGAAUCUCAACCCUGGUGGAGUGCCCACUUAUCCCAAUUUUGGCGUGCUGGCGGACUUUUCGAGCGAGCAAGUGAAUCAGAAAUGA